Messenger RNA from Dipodomys ordii (Ord's kangaroo rat), 1353 nucleotides. RefSeq names its product TBP-like 1 (gene Tbpl1). Lineage: Eukaryota; Metazoa; Chordata; Mammalia; Rodentia; Heteromyidae. The transcript is spliced from 7 exons. Gene Ontology annotation, biological process: DNA-templated transcription initiation. The coding region runs from base 324 to 884 and encodes 186 amino acids. Gene Ontology annotation, molecular function: general transcription initiation factor activity; DNA binding. The record is from RefSeq and is a predicted model, not a curated record.
UAAUAAUUAAAUCGGAGUUCCCUCAACCUGGGCCGCCCGGUUUUGACUGCAGCCGAACUCGAGAGCUCCAGCCUGGGGUUCCCGGACACCCCACGCGGGCGUGGCGUCCCCCACCGCGGGGGGCCGUUAUGAGAGUCCCGUCCCGUGGGCAGCCCCGCAGACCACCCCGAGGUCGCACUCGAGCACCAGCUCGGCGGUUCAAACUGGCGAGUGUGCACCCCAGGACCCCCCGAUCACCCGAGCCGCGGACAGCACCAGCCCUUCGCUGCCCGGCCUCCACGAUGUGAUCUUCGUGGUGGGAAGCUCAAUUUUAAACUUUCCCAAUGGAUGCAGACAGUGAUGUUGCUUUGGACAUUCUAAUUACAAAUGUAGUCUGUGUUUUUAGAACAAGAUGCCAUUUGAACUUAAGGAAGAUUGCUUUGGAGGGAGCAAAUGUAAUUUAUAAGCGUGAUGUUGGAAAAGUAUUAAUGAAGCUUAGAAAACCUAGAAUUACAGCUACAAUUUGGUCCUCAGGAAAAAUUAUUUGCACUGGAGCAACAAGUGAAGAAGAAGCUAAAUUUGGUGCCAGACGUUUAGCUCGCAGUCUGCAGAAGCUAGGUUUUCAGGUAAUUUUUACAGAUUUUAAGGUUGUAAAUGUCCUGGCAGUUUGUAACAUGCCCUUUGAAAUUCGUUUGCCAGAAUUCACAAAGAACAAUAGACCUCAUGCCAGUUACGAACCUGAACUUCAUCCUGCUGUGUGCUACAGGAUAAAGUCUCUAAGAGCUACAUUACAGAUUUUUUCAACAGGAAGUAUCACAGUAACAGGGCCCAAUGUGAAGGCUGUGGCUACUGCUGUGGAACAGAUUUACCCAUUUGUGUUUGAAAGCAGGAAAGAAAUUUUAUAACUCAUCACUUAAUUGGUUAGAAUCUCUAACUGAGCACCUUUAAAGCCUGCUGCACAUUGGACUCAAAACAAAAGGAAAACUGGACCAACAGUAAUUGAGGAAAGAGACUCUUUUUAUUCACUCGUGGCUACAGUGUAAGCUCCAGUCCCUUUGGAUUUUAUUUCAAACUUUGCUGUAAUAUAAAAAGGAAGUUUACAAGACAUGACAUUGCUGCUUUUAAAAAAGGACAUUCUAUUUAUUUUCGCAGUAAUUCUCAUGUCCCAUAAGCAGAGCUGUCACAAUGUGCACUACCUUAAAUUGUUUUAUUGUUGUCAUUGUUAUUUUUUUUCCAGUUUGAGCUAAUGUGUUUUAUUUGUGAAUAGUCUUUUACAUUUUUGUAUGCUGAAUAUGGGCACCAAAGAACCUGUAAAAGUUAUCUUUUUCAAUUGAAUGUGCACAAAUAAAAGUUUGGAAAAGAUCUCUCUUCAUA